GGCUGGGACGGAGCCGGGGCGGACCGCUAGCUAGCCGGAGUCGGACGGCUGAGAGGUCCUCACUGCCGGGCCGGAGACCAGGAAACUGACCUAGGAGUCAUGGCUGCCAAACCCAAGCUCUACUACUUCUGUGGCAGGGGAAGAAUGGAGGCCAUCCGCUGGCUGCUAGCUGCCGCUGGGGUCGAGUUUGAAGAAGAAUUUAUUGAAACAAGAGAACAGUUUGAGAAGAUACAGAAAGCUGGAUACUUGCUUUUUGGCCAAGUGCCUCUGGUUGAAAUCGAUGGAAUGAUGCUGACUCAGACCCGGGCCAUCCUCAGCUACCUCGCUGCUAAGUACAACCUGUACGGAAAAGACCUGAAGGAGAGAGCCAGGAUCGACAUGUACACGGACGGCACCACGGAUCUGAUGCUAAUGAUUCUGGCGACUCCGUUCAGUAGCCCGACGAACAAAGAGGGGAGCUAUGCCACCAUCGUCCAGAAAGCUAAAACCCGCUACUUCCCAGCCUUUGAAAAGGUUUUGAAAGGCCAUGGAGAAGACUUCCUUGUUGGCAAUGCAUUCAGUUGGGCAGAUGUAGAGCUGUUUGAAGCCAUUUUAAUGGUGGAAGAACUGGACGCUGCUGUCCUGUCUGACUUCCCGCAGCUGAAGGCAUUUAAAGCAAGAGUGGGCAACAUGCCUAACAUUAAGAAGUUCCUGCAGCCUGGGAGCCAAAGGAAGCCUCCUGCCGAUGACCGCUAUGUUAAAGUGGUCAAGGACGUCCUGCAGUUUUAAUGGCCGCAGGUCUAAGGCUGGCAACCCAGCCAGCACAUGCCUGGGUGGUGCAUUGCAGAACUAGACCGCGGAGUAGAUGAACGAGACCCACGCUGCCAUCAGCAGCCAAUGCCCGUUCAACGCGAUGUUCAACAGCAAAUCCUUAUUAAAUGCCAUGUAAAAUCA
This is a messenger RNA of Dipodomys spectabilis (banner-tailed kangaroo rat), 933 nucleotides long. RefSeq names its product glutathione S-transferase A4-like. The record is from RefSeq and is a predicted model, not a curated record. The coding region runs from base 100 to 768 and encodes 222 amino acids. Lineage: Eukaryota; Metazoa; Chordata; Mammalia; Rodentia; Heteromyidae. Gene Ontology annotation, molecular function: glutathione transferase activity. The transcript has 7 exons. Gene Ontology annotation, biological process: glutathione metabolic process; xenobiotic metabolic process.